CUCUAAUUAAAUCCUCCGCCUGCGGGAGACCUUUCCCAGAGCCCUCCGCACCGCCUGCGGGGCCGAGAUAGCCGCGGCUGUCCCGGCAGCAGUGACCUUUCCCGGCUCGAGAGGGCGGGGAGGCGGGAGCAGGCGCGGAGGCCCGGUCUAGGCAGAGGUGGCCGCGCGCUCGGGGGAUGGGACCUGGGAUCGAACCCCACCUUGGCUCCCCACGACCAUCCCACCACCAGGGGGCAACGAGGGUAGGCGAAGAGCGCUCAGUGACGUCAUCGAACCCCUAACCCGGCCCCGCCGCUGACGUCACAGAAGAGCAGAGCACGUCACCGCAUUCCUCCCGUGACGUAAGCGCGCGAAGCUAGGAACUGACCCACCGGGGAAGGGAGAAGUCUGAAAGAAGAGAGCUUUCCUUUCUCGCCUUUUAUAGUUGGUAAGGCGUUUAAGGUACGCAGAGCGGACUACCAUUCCCAGUUGGCCUUGCGUGUCGCGCAUGCGCACGGCUCCCAGCUAGAGAGCGCGGCAAACCUUUGGAAUAGAUUGACGUCCCUUUAGCUGAACCGUAAGGCAGAUUUUACAGCAGCAAACCCAAUCCCAACCUCACAGACCCCACCCCUUUAUUCUUAGGCCGCUGCUUCCUUGCGGGAGUGACGGGUUCUCCUGCCUUUGAGGGUUCAGUUUCCUUUGAUGGACAAGCACACCGAUGAAUCAGAGCGCCGAGAAGUCGAGAGGGUGUUGAAAAGCGUGACUUGGGACCAAUAGCUUAGGAGCAGGACCUAGCGCCGUCCAAUCACUUCUCUUGGCGCCGCCAAUCACCCAGGACUCCGCCCCCGCUCGUGACGUAUGUAGGGUGGGUAGCAACAGUUGCCCCGGUGAGGGAAACGGAGGCGCCAUAGCCACGGUAGUCGUGGCGACCAAGCAACCCGGCAACGCGAGUCAACAACAACAACCGCCCGGCCGACCCCCACCCCCACCCCCCCUUGCCCGGCCCGGGGACCCCGGCACGUUCCGUCCCCCUCCCAACAUCGCCUCCGAGACCUCUGGAAAGCCCUUCUGCGGACAGAAGUAGGAAGAAGCCGAGAGAGCACCCUGCAGAGCUCUGCUUGUCCUAGUCAUCCACAAAUGGAAAGAAAAGGGCUCCCUGGUCGACGAAUAAUUGUGGGACACUUGGUAUCCUGUAUUGCCCUUCCUAGAGAUUGACAAUGACGGUGCUGAGAAGGCCUCCAAUAGAGAAGAAGAAAAAAAAAAGCCUUAUUUAUUAUCAUUUUCCCCACUGUUGGCAUGGCAACACCAGCGUACGUUACUGAGCUACAGGCAGCCCCGCAACCAUCCCAGCCACCACAGGCCCCGCCCCAGCCACCGCCGCCGCCCCCAGCGGCGCCCCAGCCCCCCCAGCCGCCUGCCACCGCUGCUACCCCCCAGCCCCAAUAUGUCACUGAGUUGCAGAGCCCCCAGCCCCAGGCACAGCCCCCAGGCAGCCAGAAGCAGUACGUGACGGAGCUCCCGGCCACCCCCACGCCCCCGCAGCCGGCCGGCGCACCCACCCCGUCCCCGGCGUCCCAGCAGUACAUCGUGGUCACUGUCUCCGAAGGCGCUAUGCGGGCCAGUGAGACUGUAUCGGAGGCCAGCCCAGGCUCCACAGCCAGCCAGACCGGAGUCCCCACUCAGGUGGUUCAGCAGGUGCAGGGCACCCAGCAGCGUCUGCUGGUCCAGACGAGCGUGCAGGCCAAGCCGGGCCACGUGUCACCCCUCCAGCUCACCAACAUCCCAGUGCCCCAGCAGGCUCUCCCCACGCAGCGUCUGGUGGUGCAGAGCACAGCCCCAGGCGGCAAGGGUGGCCAGGUUUCCCUGACGGUGCAUGGCCCCCAGCAGGUGCACUCACCCCCUGAGCGGUCACCGGUGCAGGCCAACAGCUCCUCCAGCAAGACGGCUGGGGCCCCCACGGGCACAGUGCCACAGCAGCUGCAGGUCCAUGGCGUUCAGCAGAGUGUCCCCGUCACCCAAGAGAGGUCCGUGGUCCAAGCCACUCCACAGGCGCCCAAAGCCGGCCCCGUGCAGCAGCUCACGGUGCAGGGGCUCCCGCCAGUUCACGUGGCUCAAGAGGUGCAGCAGCUCCAGCAGGUGCCUGUCCCACACGUGUACUCCAGCCAAGUGCAGUAUGUGGAGGGCGGUGACGCCAGCUACACGGCCAGUGCGAUCCGCUCCAGUACCUACCCCUACCCGGAGACGCCGCUGUACACCCAGACCGCGGGCGCCAGCUACUACGAGGCCGCGGGCACCGCCGCCCAGGUCAGCACGCCCGCCACCUCCCAGGCGGUGGCCAGCAGCGGCUCCGUGCCCAUGUACGUGUCCGGCGGCCAGGUGGUCGGCAGCUCCACCAGCAGCGGGGCUGGGGCCAGCAACGGCGGCGGCGGCGGCGGCGGCGGGGGCGGCGGCGGAGGCAGCGGCGGCGGGGGAGGCGGCGGCGGGGGGGGCGGCGGCGGCGGCGGCGGAGCGGGCACCUAUGUGAUCCAGGGCGGCUACAUGCUGGGCAGUGCCAGCCAGUCCUACUCCCACACCACCCGUGCCUCGCCAGCCACUGUUCAGUGGCUCCUGGACAACUACGAAACAGCAGAGGGGGUGAGCCUGCCGCGGAGCACGCUCUACUGUCACUACCUGCUGCACUGCCAGGAGCAGAAGCUGGAGCCCGUCAACGCCGCCUCCUUCGGCAAGCUCAUCCGCUCUGUCUUCAUGGGCCUGCGCACCCGGCGGCUGGGCACCAGGGGCAACUCCAAAUACCACUACUAUGGCCUGCGCAUCAAAGCCAGCUCGCCCCUGCUGCGGCUGAUGGAGGACCAGCAGCACAUGGCCAUGCGGGGCCAGCCCUUCUCGCAGAAGCAGAGGCUCAAGCCCAUCCAGAAGAUGGAGGGCAUGACCAACGGUGUGGCCGUGGGGCCACAGCAGGCCACCGGGCUGUCCGAUAUCAGCGCCCAGGUCCAGCAGUACCAGCAGUUCCUGGAUGCCUCAAGGAGUCUCCCUGACUUCUCAGAGCUUGACCUCCAGGGCAAAGUGCUCCCCGAGGGCAUCGGGCCUGGGGAUAUCAAGGCCUUUCAGGUCCUGUACCGGGAACACUGUGAGGCCAUUGUUGAUGUCAUGGUGAACCUGCAGUUCACCCUGGUGGAGACGCUGUGGAAAACCUUCUGGAGGUACAACCUCAGCCAGCCCAACGAGGCGCCUCCGCUGGCUGUGCACGACGAGGCUGAGAAGCGGCUGCCCAAGGCCAGCCUGGUGCUCCUCUCCAAGUUUGAGCCAGUGCUGCAGUGGACCAAGCACUGUGACAACGUGCUGUACCAGGGCCUGGUGGAGAUCCUCAUCCCCGACGUGCUGCGGCCCAUCCCCAGUGCCUUGACCCAAGCGAUCCGGAACUUUGCCAAGAGCCUGGAGAGCUGGCUCACCCACGCUAUGGUGAACAUCCCUGAGGAGAUGCUGCGUGUGAAGGUGGCAGCGGCCGGCGCCUUCGCGCAGACGCUGCGACGCUACACGUCGCUCAACCACUUGGCGCAGGCGGCGCGCGCCGUGCUGCAGAACACGGCGCAGAUCAACCAGAUGCUGAGCGACCUCAACCGCGUGGACUUCGCCAACGUGCAGGAGCAGGCCUCGUGGGUGUGCCGCUGCGAGGACCGCGUGGUGCAGCGGCUGGAGCAGGACUUCAAGGUGACCCUGCAGCAGCAGAACUCACUGGAGCAGUGGGCGGCCUGGCUGGACGGCGUCGUGAGCCAGGUGCUCAAGCCCUACCAGGGCAGCGCCGGCUUCCCCAAGGCCGCCAAGCUCUUCCUCCUCAAGUGGUCCUUCUACAGCUCCAUGGUGAUCCGGGACCUGACCCUGCGCAGCGCUGCCAGCUUUGGUUCUUUCCACCUCAUCCGGCUGCUCUACGACGAGUACAUGUACUACCUGAUCGAGCACCGUGUGGCCCAGGCCAAGGGCGAGACCCCAAUCGCCGUCAUGGGCGAGUUCGCCAACCUGACCACCUCGCUGAACCCCCUUGACCCGGACAAAGACGAGGAGGAGGAAGAGGAGGAGGAGAGCGAGGACGAGCUGCCGCAGGACAUCUCGCUGGCGGCUGGCGGCGAGUCGCCCGCGCUGGGCCCUGACGCCCUGGAGCCGCCGGCCAAGCUGGCACGGACAGACGCGCGUGGCCUCUUCGUGCAGGCGCUGCCCUCCAGCUAAGCCCGCGGCCUCCCCCGCCCCGCCCGCCCGCCCCCGCCGCCCGUCCACGCCAGGGUCCCUCACAGCUUCUGUGGCUUCGCUGUCACCGUUCCAGCCUCCGGCCGGGAGGGGGCCGCCAAGACAGGGAAGGCUAGGGGGUCCCUGCCCGCAGUGGGGCCGGCACAAUCACAGGGCCGGGCGGAGCCGCAGCUGCAAACUGACACAAAAGACGUGCCUUAAGGAACCCGCCACCGUGCCCAGGUGCCCCGUGGGACAGCCAGCUAGGCUCCUUGGCCCCGAAGGCCUCAGCAUCUCCCUCCCCCAGCCCCACCCUCCCGCCACCCCAGGGGGCAGGCAGGCAGGCCCCCCUCCCCUGUGGAACUGUUAACUUAUUCAGCUCGCUGGCUUUGCACAGUCUGUCCCGGGCCCAGCCCUGAGCCCCAGGUGGGCACAGGUGGGCAUCACCUGGGGACCCCCACUGUCAGCAGCAGCCCCAGGACCCCUGCCCCAGCAACCCCACCACUCCCCACUCCUUGGUAUAAGUGCAAUUAAAGCCGUGGGUGUCGCAUCUUCUCCAGAGCUGGGCCCUCCCUUGCCCCGCAGCCCUCGAGGAGGGCACUGUCCUGGCCUGGUUGGGGGGAGGGCGGCCGGGGGCACCGCCUCCAGCUUCCAAAGAGCAGCAGGCCGGGCUGGGCGUGGGAGCCCAGAGGGGCCUGCUGCUG
This is a messenger RNA of Mirounga angustirostris (Northern elephant seal), 4901 nucleotides long. RefSeq names its product regulatory factor X1 (gene RFX1). The transcript is spliced from 22 exons. Gene Ontology annotation, biological process: regulation of transcription by RNA polymerase II. Lineage: Eukaryota; Metazoa; Chordata; Mammalia; Carnivora; Phocidae. Gene Ontology annotation, molecular function: RNA polymerase II cis-regulatory region sequence-specific DNA binding; DNA-binding transcription factor activity, RNA polymerase II-specific. The record is from RefSeq and is a predicted model, not a curated record. The coding region runs from base 1276 to 4200 and encodes 974 amino acids. Gene Ontology annotation, cellular component: nucleus.